AUGCCACCUCCUUCAGUCCAACCCACCCCGCCAUCAAGGAGGCCGACAUUGUUCGCCAUGCCCACGCAUCUACUCCUGUCCUCUUCCUCAUCUUCGCAGAGUCCGUUACAUACGUCUCCACCUCAACUCCCGGCACUGCCUGAUCAACCUUCACCUCCUCUUUCGCCUCCUCCCAUAAGACAGUCCCGAGAAGUACGACAGCCAUCUCAAUCUCUCAACAGAGCUGUCACUGGACUGGAAAAUCUCGUGCACGAAGCUCUCAACGUAGCAAGAGACGCCGCACAGAGCGGCCGCAACGAUGAGGUCGCGAGUGUGCUCGACAGUGCUACGAUUGCGCUUCGAAGGGCCAGUACAGUUCAGGGUCAGAUGAACACUGGUCGCAUGAGUCAGCCUCUUGUCCUCUCCCCUGCGGUGUCUGAUCUUGAUGUCUCUGACAGCGAGUCUUCUGUCGGCCCCGACUCGGAUGCAUCUUCUGCUCGACAUUCUGUAGACACAGUACCGACUGUGUUGACGAGGAUGCUAGUGGAUCCGGAGUCCUCGCGGAGAAAGUCUUUCAAAGCUUCUUUUGAGACUCUGGAUGACAGAUCACCUGAUCGGCACUCGAUCGGACAUACUCCUCCUCGACUAUACCAGCCACCGUCGGCGGAGUCCGUGGUGCGCGACUUUGCUUAUGCUCGAGCGCAGACGGCACGAGCAGAGGCGGCGCGGCAGUUGAGUCGUUCGCACGGCGCUGCCGAAGCUUACUAUUGCGAUACUGGGCAACCUGUCGCCGCGCAGCCAGGUGUGAGACCGAGUCUUAGCGCACCGGUGAUGAUAGAUGAGCCGAUCAAGGCCAGAUCGCCUACGCAAAGGCCCUCUGAGCGGCCGCCUGAUCCCGAGCCACCCACCCCUCGCCGUCGUCGCGAAAGACCGCAUCGCGGCCAUCAUCUCUCCGACCUCUUCGAAUCCCCGUACUAUCGCCAACACCCAACUCAACCCCCCGCCAACGACGAGAAACCCCGCAGUAUCUCGACGGAAGAAACCAAAGACAGGUAUAGUGCUGGCCCCACACCGCCCUCCCUUGUGCAGAGAAACAUAAGCUUAAGACAUCCUCGCAGGAAGCACAUUAGUCUCCUCGAGGGGCAGGGCUUCAGUUUGGGCAGGUUUCAUCGCCGCAAGCCGAUUGCAAGGGAGUGGGGGACGGUGCGGAAGCGCAUUACGGCGACGAUUGCUUGUUUGAAUACGGUAUUUGUGGGUUUGAUUACGGGGAUUUAUGCCGGAGAAGUCCCAAGAAUCCAAUAUCAGCUCGCUGAUACCACGCACAAGGUCAUUCUCGGAAACGUAGUCCUCUUCGCCUGCCUCGGCGCCACAACUCUCAUCUUCUGGCCCCUCCCCCUCCUCCACGGCCGCAAAGCCUAUACCCUCAUCUCCUUCGCCCUCAUGCUGCCCCUCAUGUUCCCGCAAGCCAUUGUCAUCUCCAGCUACCGCAAUCCCAACAACCCCCUCUACCGCUGCGGCCUGCUCAUCCCGCGCGCCUUUCAAGGAAUCGCAAUGGGCUUCGCCAACAUCAACUUCCUCCCAACGCUAUUCGACCUCUUCGGCGCAUCGCUCAUGUCCGCCCAACCGCAUCAGGAGAUCGUGGUGUACGAUGAUGUGCGGCGACAAGGUGGCGGCGUGGGCAUCUGGCUCGGGAUCUGGUCAUUUUGCUUCGUGGGCAGCAUGUCGAUUGGUUUCUGCGUUGGAGCAUUGAUCAUCUCAACCCUUGAUCCGAGCUGGGGCUUCUACAUCGUCGUCAUUCUACUGGCUUUCUUCCUGCUGGUGAACGUCGUCGCGCCCGAGACGCGGCGGGCGCCGUAUCGCCGCUCGAUCGCGCAGUUCCUCGACGGCGAGGAGAAGAUCAAACGCCGGGUGGCGAGGGGGGAGGUGAAGCUGCACAUUUCGAACGAUGGGCCGCGGUGGUGGUUCGAGGAGGUUUGGGCGGGCUUGGUGCUGACGAAGAGGAUGGCGUGUCAGGCUGGCUUUUUCGUCAUGAUGGUUUAUUUGGGGUGGAUGUAUGCGCAAGUCACGCUGGUGAUUUUGCUGCUCGGCGCCCUACUAACCCGCGACUACAAAUGGCAACCGCAAUACGUCGGCCCCGCUGUCCUCUCCGUAGCCAUCGGCGCCCUCCUCGCCGUCCCCCUGUCAAAAGCCAACCUCUUCAGCCGCGCACGCGAUCACCCGCAACGCACAGACAGCAUGACAAUGCACGCGCACCACCAAGGCGUCCACUGGACCUCGCACAUGCUGCGCCGCUGCAUGUUCACCCUCACGCUGCCCCUCGCCGCGGGGGCGUACACGCUGGCAUCGCCCGGCCCGUCCGUCAGCUGGGUGAUUCCAAGCGUCAUGUGCGGUCUCGUGGGCUUUCUCUCCAACCUCGCCAUCGCCGAGUGCGUCGGCAUCAUCAUGGAGACGUUUGAUACGUGCGAUUUGCAGCCGGGCGUCAACCAGAAGCACAGACUGGAGUCCAUGGCGGAGACGACGCGGAGGCGGCGCACGAAUUACUCCUCUUUCCCUCGCAUCUGUGCGGGCUUUUUCGCGGCGCAGAGUACGGGGUUCUUCCUGUCGGCUGCUGCGACGGGGGUAUCCGGGGAUAUCACGCGUGCCUUGGGGGCGCAAUUAGCGACUGCUGCUGUUGCUGCGAUUCUGCUGGGACUGACGCUGCUGUUUAUCGUGGUGCUGUGGCGUUGGAAGGAAGUGCAGGUCAUUCCCAAUGGGGCUUUUGGCACGAUGAGAGGGAGUAUUGAUUGGAGUCCGGGGAUGAAUGAUCCGGAGUGGAAGGCGGUCAUUAUUGGAAAUCCGUCAGGCAAGCUGAGGCGGAUGAAUUUGUUAGAACUGGGGGCUUUGAGUCGAUGGACGGAGAUUCGGCGGUUGAAUAAGUUGGUGAGGAAUUGA
Messenger RNA from Neohortaea acidophila, 2910 nucleotides. RefSeq lists its product as uncharacterized. The transcript is spliced from 7 exons. NCBI's taxonomy places the organism in Eukaryota, Fungi, Ascomycota, Dothideomycetes, Mycosphaerellales, Teratosphaeriaceae. Bases 1 to 2910 code for a protein of 969 amino acids. Gene Ontology annotation, molecular function: transmembrane transporter activity. Gene Ontology annotation, biological process: transmembrane transport. The record is from RefSeq and is a predicted model, not a curated record.